Molecule: messenger RNA, 891 nt
Organism: Clarias gariepinus (North African catfish)
Lineage: Eukaryota; Metazoa; Chordata; Actinopteri; Siluriformes; Clariidae
Product: germ cell-specific gene 1-like protein
Exons: 5
Coding region: 1-891 (296 amino acids)
Cellular component (GO): plasma membrane
Source: RefSeq, a predicted model, not a curated record
AUGAAACUUCAACAUGGUCAGAGAGGCACGCUGGCCUUCACCUUAAACUGCUUGGCUUUUACUUUGGCCGUGGCUGCAGUAACAACCAGCUACUGGUGUUCUGGGACCAGGAAGGUGGUAAAGAUCUUGUGCACAGACUCAGUGAAAGCCAAGCAGAAUUACUGCAUUCACUUCAACAGCUCCGAUGUGAACAACACGCGUGUGGUGCAGUACUUUUAUGAGACCGGAGAAGAAAAGUUUUUGUUGAAGAAAUUUCACACAGGCAUUUGGUUUACUUGUGAACAGGCUGUUGAUCUUUUAGGAUUUACCUGUAGAGCUUUUUUAGAGAUUGCACCUAAUCAUGAAAAAGGAGUGUUAUGGCUGUGCAUUAUUGGUGAAUGUUUGUACAUUACUUUCCAAUUUAUUGGAGUCUCACUCAUGGCAGUGGAAAAGCAUCACUGCUGUAAGACAACAUCCCGACUUAAGCUGAACUCUUUUGCAGCCUUGUUCACUACACUUUCAGGUCUUUUUGGCAUGGCAGCCCAUAUCAUGUUCACCACAGCCUUUCAACUUGUAGUCAUUAUGGGUCCAAAAGACUGGAAACCCAAAACCUGGGACUACAGCUGGUCCUAUCUUUUGGCCUGGACUUCCUUUGCUACCUGCAUGGCCUCAGCUGUCACUGCCCUCAACCACUACACAAAAACCAUGAUCCAGUUCAAGUUCAAGCGGAAGAACAUUGCAAACAACCUGGAGUUCGUGCAUAUGUCUGUGGAAUUAUUGGACACAUAUUUGAGCUCAGACGUUGACCCUGAGGACCAGCACACGUCCUUUGAAGUGAAUGGCACCAGACUACUUUUUUCUUCAUCUCAAGACAUCGCAACACUUCACUUACAGGGGGAAGAAUCUUGCUGA